AGCAGUUCCUAAUGCACAGUACAGCAGCCUCCUCCUGAGAGUCAGGACUAGAGAGAGAAUUUGCUGAAGAGAAGGAAAAACAAACAUACAAACAAACAAACCAAACCAGCCCCAAAAAAACUGUGCGUGAAGGGGGAGGAAAAGCAGGGCCUUUUAAAAAGGGAAUCACAACAACUUUUGCUGCCAGGAUGCCUUUGCUUUGGAAGAGAGGAUUUUUGUUGGUGCUUUGCUGGAUUAUAGUGAGGAGUUCCCCAACCCCAGGAUCCGAGGGGCACAGUUCAGUCACUGACUGUCCAUCAUGUGCCCUUGCCACGCUCUCAAAGGAUGUGCCCAGCUCACAGCCUGAGAUGGUGGAAGCAGUAAAGAAGCACAUUCUGAACAUGUUGCACUUGAGGGACAGACCUAAUAUUACCCAGCCGGUGCCCAAGGCAGCACUUUUAAAUGCCAUCAAAAAGCUCCACGUGGGAAAGGUGGGAGAGGAUGGUUAUGUGGAAAUAGAGGAUGAUGUUGGAAGAAGAGCCGAAAUGAAUGAAGUUGUGGAGCAAACUUCAGAAAUCAUCACUUUUGCAGAAUCAGGCACAGCCAAGAAAAUGUUGCACUUUGAGAUUUCCAAGGAAGGCAGUGAAUUGUCGGUGGUGGAACAUGCUGAAGUGUGGCUCUUUCUGAAGGUCUCGAAGGCCAAUCGGAGCAGGACAAAAGUCACCAUCCGCCUGUAUCAACAGCAACGGCAGCCAAAAGGAAACUCUGAAGGGGCAGAAGAUAUGGAGGAUGGGGGGCUGAAAGGUGAAAGGAAUGAGAUGCUGAUUUCAGAAAAGGCAGUGGACACCCGUAAGAGCACUUGGCACAUCUUUCCUGUCUCCAGCAGCGUCCAGAGGCUCUUGGACCAAGGCAAGAGCUCUUUGGAUGUGCGGAUCGCCUGUGACCUGUGCCAAGAAACUGGAGCCAGCCUGGUGCUACUGGGCAAGAAGAAGAAAAAGGAAGAUGAUGGGGAAGGGAAAGAAAAGGAGCCUGGAGAAUUCACAGGAGAAGAGGAGAAGGAGCAAUCGCAUCGGCCCUUCCUGAUGAUGCUUGCCCGGCACUCAGAGGACCGCCAGCACAGGCGGAGACGACGAGGCCUGGAGUGUGACGGCAAAGUCAACAUCUGCUGCAAGAAGCAGUUCUUUGUCAGCUUCAAGGACAUAGGAUGGAGUGACUGGAUCAUUGCACCUACAGGUUAUCACGCCAACUACUGUGAAGGAGAGUGUCCCAGCCAUAUAGCAGGGACAUCUGGUUCAUCACUAUCUUUCCACUCCACUGUCAUCAACCAUUACCGCAUGCGGGGCCACAGCCCCUUUGCCAACCUCAAGUCGUGUUGCGUGCCCACCAAGCUGCGGCCCAUGUCCAUGCUCUACUACGAUGACGGCCAGAACAUCAUAAAGAAAGACAUCCAGAAUAUGAUUGUGGAGGAGUGUGGCUGUUCAUAGACACAUGUGUGUGCAAGAUCCUUCCCAUUACGUUGAGAAGAAAAUAUAUCAAAAGCCCAAGAAGAGGAAAGACCGGACAUGGUAUAACCUUUCUCGAAUGAAACAAUCAUCAGAAAUAAAAGAGAAAAACAAAAGAGAGAGAAAAGAGAAAACAGAAAAUAAAAAGACUUGUGGAGGAUCAGAAAAGACUUCAGCUAUAAAAAGGAAGAAAAAGCUAAGUGAACCCGGGCUUGAAUGAGAUGCAUCUGAAUGGCGGUAUGGGUUGGGGAUUUCCCCUUCCUUUCAGUAUGCUCCUUAUCUUAUGACAUAGUAUACUAAACCUUAGUUACUACUAGGGGAGUUACGUUCCCUCCCUUAGUUACCCAUCAGUUCAAGCCGUGGUAGCAGCUCAUCUAACCUGCAGCAAUUUGGACUAAGUCCAAACUGUCAUUGAAAUUCCUUGAAAAGCCACGUGUAUGAACACUACAUUCACUGGCACUUUCCCCCCCACCCCAGAAAAAAAGUUACCAAGGAACUGAGUAGGUGGAUAGUGUUUAUGUGUAGAUUUAUGUGGUUGUGGGUUUAUAUACAUAUCUCUAUACAUACAGACACUAUGCACAGACGUAUACUAAAUGUUGGUAAAGGGUCAAUAUUGUGCAGGUGUGUACACCUUCAUCUUCUGCACUACAGUUACAAAAAAGGAGAAUAAAAAAAAAAAGAAAAAAAUGAAGAAAAAUGAAACAAUAAUUAAAAAAAAAAAAAGAACAAAUGAAAGAAUAAAUGUUACAUUUUGCAAAAGGUGCUUACAACGUUAGAACUAUGCAACCUAGUUGGUUUGAAACUGUUUACCUGCGAGAGAAAGAAAAGAAAAAAAAAACAAAAGCAGAAAGACUCUUUUUUUUUUAAAUGGAAGUAACUUGUUUUUUUUUUUUUUAAA
Pogoniulus pusillus (Red-fronted tinkerbird) is the source of this 2379-nucleotide messenger RNA. RefSeq names its product inhibin subunit beta A (gene INHBA). NCBI's taxonomy places the organism in Eukaryota, Metazoa, Chordata, Aves, Piciformes, Lybiidae. Gene Ontology annotation, molecular function: growth factor activity; cytokine activity; hormone activity. The transcript is spliced from 3 exons. Bases 189 to 1463 code for a protein of 424 amino acids. Gene Ontology annotation, cellular component: extracellular region. The record is from RefSeq and is a predicted model, not a curated record.